UUCAAGUAAGAUAAAGUCAGUGUCCUGUCAGUCAAGUCAUCUGUCUACCCAUCGAGGCCUGCACUAAAUUCUCCCGUCCAAGUCCCAGCAAGCCUGUGAGGUCUCUGUGUCACUGGUCACUUCCUUGGGCCCCGGCUAUACUGCAUAGACUGUAACAACAGCCUACCCUCAGUAAAGCUACUGUUGUCUGUAACUUGGCGUCAGUGUCUUCAUUGCUCCCGUGCCUAGCCCAGGAUCCAGUGAUAUACCUUUGGGUGGUUAUAGGCUAAACCACGCCCUGGCUUCAAGAAUACAAGGGGUUAAUGUCAUCUGCCCCUAGGGUUUCUCCAACCCAGGAUCCUCUGCUGAUAUCUUCUAUAUAAGAGAAGUUUCCUGAUCAACCAUGGAGAGAGACAGGAACAAGAUGGCCGACAGGAUAAUAGAACUCACCCUACAGAUACUCUUCCGGCUUACUGGAGAGGAUUACACAGUAGUGAAGAAGUCCUCUAGUGGGCGCUGUCGGGCCCCUGUGUGUGAAGGACGGGGAAGAACCCUGAGCCCAAUCCCGGGGCCCCCACCUCACUCCCUGAUACAUGAGGAAAUGGAUGAACAGAAGAUUCUAGAGCUUAUCAAGAUGAUGGAGCUGCUGACUGGAGAGGUUCCUAUUAGGUGUCAGGACGUGGCGGUCUAUUUCUCCAUGGAGGAGUGGGAGUAUGUAGAAGGACACAAGGAUCAGUACAAGGAUCAGGUGAUGAUGGAGGAUCAGCAGCCCCUCACAUCAGCAGUCAGAUCCAGUAAGAGAACAGCAGCAGAGAGGUGUCCCCGUCCUCUUCUUCCACAGGAUCAGGAUCAGGGUGAAGAUCUGAUUUAUAUUAAUGCUACAGACAUAAAGGAAGAAGAAACAGAUGUGAGGGGUGAUGAGCAGUAUAAGGAGGACAUUCCUACAGGGAAAGAUCUGAUCUAUACUAAUGCUUCAGACAUAAAGGAAGAAGAGACAGAUGUGAGGGGUGAUGAGCAGUAUAAGGAGGACAUUCCUACAGGGAAAGAUCUGAUCUAUGUUAAUGCUGCAGACGUAAAGGAAGAAGAGACUGAUGUGAGCGGUGAUGAGCAGUAUAAGGAGGACAUUCCUACAGGGAAAGAUCUGAUCAAUGUUAAUGCUAAAGACGUAAAGGAAGAAGAGACAGAUGUGAGCGGUGAUGAGCAGUAUAAGGGGUACAUUCCUACAGGGAAAGAUCUGAUCAAUGUUAAUGCUACAGACGUAAAGGAAGAAGAGACAGAUGUGAACGGUGAUGAGCAGUAUGAGGAGGACAUUCCUACAGGUAACCGCCCAGAUGACUGUACCGGGAGAUCAGAGAAGAAUCUUAUAUCUUCAUAUUAUAAAGCAGAUGAUGAUAUCACACAAGAUACAUAUGAAGAACAUUCCAUUAUCCCAGAUACACACUCAGCCCUUCACAGCCAAGAUCGGUCAUCUCAUCCUGUUAUACAAGUCCUGUCUACUGAUCCAUCACAGGCUGGUAAACAGAGAAAAAGGCACAGAAGGGUUGUUAGACAUCGAAAAGCUUAUACAGAGAAGAAGCCAAUUUCUUGUUUAGAAUGUGGGAAAUGUUUUACUCUAAAAUCAAGACUUUUUAGACAUCAAAAAACUCAUACAGGAGAGAAGCCAUUUUCAUGUUCAGAAUGUGGGAAAUGUUUUAUUGAAAAAUCAGAUCUUGUUAAACAUCAAAGAAUUCACACAGGAGAGAAGCCAUUUGUAUGCCCAGAAUGUGGAAAAUGUUUUAUUGGACAAUCACAUCUUAGUAGACAUCAAAAAAUUCACACAGGAGAGAAGCCAUUUCCAUGCCCUGAAUGUGGGAAAGGUUUUACUGCAAAAUCACAUCUUGUUAGACAUCAAAGAAUUCACGCACAGGAGAAGCCAUUUUCAUGCCCAGAAUGUGAGAAAUGUUUUAUUGAAAAAUCAGAUCUUGUUAAACAUCAAAGAAUUCACACAGGAGAGAAGCCAUUUUUAUGCCCAGAAUGUGGAAAAUGUUUUACUGGACAAUCACAUCUUAGUAGACAUCAAAAAAUUCACACAGGAGAGAAGCCAUUUUCAUGCCCUGAAUGUGGGAAAGGUUUUACUGUAAAAUCACAUCUUGUUAGACAUCAAAGAAUUCACGCACAGGAGAAGCCAUUUUCAUGCCCAGAAUGUGGGAAAUGUUUUUCUCUGAAAUCAUAUCUUCUUAAACAUCAAAACACUCACACAGGGAAAAAGCCAUUUUCAUAUCCAGAAUUUGGGAAAUGUAUUUAUUUUACAAAUCAAAACUUAAUAAUCAUAAAAAACUCCCAGGGGAGAACCCUUUUUCCUGCCCAGAAUGUGGGAAAUCUUUUACUCAAAAAUUAAAUCUUGUUAAACAUCAACAAACUCACACAGUCCUAAACGCCCGGAUCUUUGGCGACCGGGAAAGAGCAGGCCAGUGUUCCCAAAGAACUGAAGUUAUAGGUGCCACGAUCGUCCCAGUCCAGCACUUUCCAGAUGAGGUCCCCCACACUGGAAAGAAGGGACGAUCCCAGAAAAAAAUGCAGAAUGUGUCGCAAGAGGGAGAUACGGAAGGACACCACCACUCAGUGUGACACUUGCCCCAAUUUUAAUACAGAGGCCCUCUGCAUUAAGGACUGCUUCAGGGAGUAUCACACUUCCAUGCAGUACAAAAUUUUCCCUUUUCAUUUUAAUUUCCCAUAAUUUCACCCCAAUGUACCAAGUUUAUAGUAAAUUCCAAGUUUUAAGCCCAUAAGCCACUAAAUUGCCCAAAAACCUCUUAUUAAAAAAAAAAAAAAAAAAAACACCUGAUAAGACCUCUGUGGGUAUUUUUUCCAAAAAUGGGUCAUGGGUCACUGAGUCUCUAUCAUCGGGGACUUAGGGACGGCCACACACAUCACAUUCCCAGAAUGAUGACUCAGAGCAUAGGGUUUGGGGUGGGCAUAUUUUUCAGUUUUGGUUAUGCUCUGGGUCAUCAUUCUGGGAACAUAACCUGUUUUUUCAUCUUAUGGCCCACUGUACCCCACUUUAUUAACUCAGUGUACCCCAUGUAACGCUCCUUGAGGGGGGUCCCACUGUUCUGGCUCCAUAGUAGCUCAGUAAAUGCUCAAGGCCCCUGACUGUGCUCCUGCUCUGCCAAGACCUGGUGUGCACCCGCAGAGCUGUUUACAUGAAUGUAUGAGGUAUGUCCUUACUCCAAAGAAAUGUAUUUACAAAUUUACGGUGACCUUUUCUCCUAUUACCUCUUGUUAAAAUUAAAAAUUUGGGGUAACCCCGGCAUUGUAAUGUAAAAAAUAAAAAUUUUCCUUUUCACAUACCAAUUUAAUGAUCAUUUAUCAAACACCUGUGGGGUGUUAAGGCUUACUUUAAUGCGUAUGUUCCUUGAGGGGUGUAGUUUCCAAAAUAGUAUGCCAUGUGUUUUUUGUGCGUUCUGGCACAAUAGGGGCUUCCUAAAUGCGACAUGCCCCCCAAAAACCAUUUCAGCAAAAUUUGCUUUCCAAAAGCCAAAUGUGACUCCUCUUCUGAGCAUUGUAGUUCGCUCACAGUGCACUUGACGUCCACACUUGGGGUAUUUCCAUACUCAGAAGAGAUGGGGUUACAAAUUUUGGGGGCAUUUUCUCCCAUUCCCCCUUGUAAAAAUGUAAAAUUUGGGGGAAAACCGGAAUUUUAGUGAGAAAAUGUUUUUUACAUAUCCAACUUUAACGAAAAGUCGUCAACCACCUGUGGGGUGUUAAGGCUGUACCCCUUGUUACGUUCCUUGAGGGUGUAGUUUCCUAAAUAGUAUGCCAUUUGUUUUUUUUUUUGUUUGUUUUGUUUUUUUGCUGUUCUGGCACCAUAGAGGCUUCCAAAAUGUGACAUGCCCCCCAAAAACCAUUUCAGAAAAACUUACUCUCCAAAAUUCCAUUGUCGCUCCUUCCCUUCUGAGCCCUCUAGUGCACCCACAGAGCACUUUACAUCUACAUAUGAGGUGCAGUCAUGGCCAUAUAUGUUGCCACCCCUUAAAUUUUCCAAGAAAAUGAAGUAUUUUUGGGGAUUGCAGUAACACAUGUUUUGCUA
This is a messenger RNA of Hyla sarda, 4048 nucleotides long. RefSeq names its product zinc finger protein 436-like. Gene Ontology annotation, molecular function: DNA-binding transcription repressor activity, RNA polymerase II-specific. The record is from RefSeq and is a predicted model, not a curated record. Bases 383 to 2356 code for a protein of 657 amino acids. NCBI's taxonomy places the organism in Eukaryota, Metazoa, Chordata, Amphibia, Anura, Hylidae. Gene Ontology annotation, biological process: negative regulation of transcription by RNA polymerase II. The transcript has 7 exons.